GGUCCCCUUUUGGCAUCCGCAUCAGUGACUAACACGUCAGGAAAACCCAUCACAUUGGCAGUGCAGUAGCAUGUUUAGACAUUUUGUGGGUAGACAGGUUGUCCGACAGACCCUGUUUGGAAACCGACAUGGUCAGCGUGGCUAUGGCCAGACGACUGAACCUGAGCUCACUCCAGCGGAGAAACAGAUCCAUAAUACUCUCAAAACUAAAUUUCCUGGAGCGACGACCAUAAAUGUGGAAGACAUAUCAGGAGGGUGUGGUGCCAUGUACCAGAUCUCAGUGGAAGCUAAGGAGUUCAAGGGAAAGCGAACAGUACAACAACACCUAUUAGUCAACGAGGCCCUGGCUGAUGAAAUCAAAGACAUGCAUGGUCUUCAGAUUAAAACCAAAGUACCAGAAAGCUAAAUUAUGUUUUAAAAACAUGAGACCACAGUCUCAGUUGUUUUACAAGUGGCACUGUUUGACUAUACAUGUACGAGAGUAUUUUUGAUUUGGGUUGCUGGUCAUAUUCCUUCUGGACAACACUUUUCCCCAUGCGGUAGUGGUUGGCAAUGGUAUGAAAGGGUACCAUGACAUGCUUAUUAAUUAAUAUGGAUUACAUCAGGAUUGUUUUAAAAUAUUACUUUAAUAUACUUUUAAAAUAAUUGUGAGUAUCAAAAGCUGCAAUUUCACUUCCUUUUCGUGCAUCUUAAAAGAUAACGAUCUUUACAAUUUGCCAUAAUAAAUUAUAUAUUCAAAAUUAAUUAAAGACCAGUGGACUUGUUGAAAUUCUUUGAUUGUGUCGUGUAAUAUUUGAGAAAGUUUUGAUCACAGAUGGUUUUUAAAAAUCGUUUUUGUACAAGAUGACCCAUGAUAUAUGUAAACCUCUUGCACACUGUAGGUUUUUCAUACAUUUAAGCUACAGAAAAGCGCAUUUGGCUAAAAUUUGUUACAUGUCGGUUUGUAACAAUACUAUUUUAUAAGCUAUAAAUUGUUGUUUCAGUCAUUAAAUUUAAGUACAUGGAAGAAGCUGGGGGGGGGGGGGGGGGGGGGGGGG
Gigantopelta aegis is the source of this 1037-nucleotide messenger RNA. Its product is annotated as bolA-like protein 3. The transcript has 4 exons. The record is from RefSeq and is a predicted model, not a curated record. Lineage: Eukaryota; Metazoa; Mollusca; Gastropoda; Neomphalida; Peltospiridae. The coding region runs from base 71 to 406 and encodes 111 amino acids.